Messenger RNA from Prorocentrum cordatum, 264 nucleotides. Lineage: Eukaryota; Dinophyceae; Prorocentrales; Prorocentraceae. The record is from the annotation of a GenBank genome assembly.
GCCAGACGGACGGCGACGAGGUCGGAUUCCACAAAUCCCUCGCUGGCUUCUCCUCGCGCGCCCAGCACGCUUGCCCGCGCGAGGUGUGUGCUGCUGCCGCGGCCGUUGCCCAGAUCAAGGCCACCAACUGGGAGGCAGCCCAGGCCGCGGCGGAGUCGUCCCCAGCCCGACGCGCCAGCAAGCGUGCCCACGCGUACGCUGCCGCCUCCGCCGUUGCCCAUGUCGAGGCCAUUGAUUGGGGUGCCAGUCCCAGGCUGGGCGAAG